This is a messenger RNA of Lacerta agilis (Sand lizard), 3197 nucleotides long. RefSeq lists its product as uncharacterized. Lineage: Eukaryota; Metazoa; Chordata; Lepidosauria; Squamata; Lacertidae. Gene Ontology annotation, biological process: xenobiotic metabolic process. Gene Ontology annotation, cellular component: cytoplasm; intracellular membrane-bounded organelle. The record is from RefSeq and is a predicted model, not a curated record. Gene Ontology annotation, molecular function: oxidoreductase activity, acting on paired donors, with incorporation or reduction of molecular oxygen, reduced flavin or flavoprotein as one donor, and incorporation of one atom of oxygen; iron ion binding; heme binding.
UGAUCCUUCAGCAAAAUUUAUAUAAGAGCCUCAGUUCUGGCUACGUGGGCACUUUAUCUUCCCAGCUACUCAGAGCUCCACAGGCCACCCACAACCUUCCAAUGGAUCCCCUCGGAGGAGCAGCCCUUUUCCUGGUCAUCUGCCUCUGUUGCCUGACAGUCCUCUCAACAUGGCGGCAGAUGCACCGCAAAAGCCAGAUGCCACCUGGACCAACUCCGCUCCCCUUCAUCGGGAACCUGCUCCAAGUCAACACAAGUGAUAUGUACCGUUCACUCAUGAAGAUUCAUGAGAAAUAUGGUCCUGUCUACACCAUCCACUUAGGGCCCCGCCGUGUUGUGAUCUUGUGUGGAUACGAUGCAGUGAAGGAGGCCCUGGUGGAUCAGGCCGAAGAGUUCAGCGGCCGUGGAGAGCAAGCCGCAUUUGACUGGAUUUUCCGGGGUUACGGGGUUGCCUUCAGCAACGGGGAACGGGCCAAACAGCUACGCCGAUUCUCCAUCAUGACGCUGAGGAAUUUUGGGAUGGGAAAGAGAUCCAUCGAAGAGCGGAUCCUGGAGGAGGCCCACUUCCUGCUGGAAUCCCUGAGGGCAACAAAAAGUGCCCCCUUUGACCCCACCUACAUGCUGAGCCGCACAGUGUCCAAUGUCAUCAGCUCCAUUGCCUUUGGCGAUCGCUUUGAAUACGAAGAUCAGGAGUUCCACUCCCUGCUGAGCAUGAUGCUGGGUAGCUUCCGGUUCACUGCCACCUCUUGGGGACAGCUCUACGACAUGUUCUCGGACGUCAUGCAGUACCUGCCUGGCCCACAGCAGGAAGCCUUCAAGCAACUCUUAGGGUUGGAGAACUUCAUCAGAAAGAAAGUAAAAGCUAACGAGGAGACCCUGGACCCAAACUCCCCUCGGGAUUUCAUCGACUGUUUCCUUGUGAAAAUGCAUCAGGAAAAGGAAAACCCACACUCCGAGUUCUCCAUGAGGAAUCUGGUUUUGACUACCCUCGGCAUUUUCUUUGCUGGCACAGAAACUGUCAGCACCACCUUGCGUUAUGGCUUCCUUCUUCUGCUGAAAUACCCGGAGGUUCAAGAGAAAGUCCAUAAGGAGAUUGAACGUGUGAUUGGCCAGAAUCGCAGUCCCAGCAUGAACGACCGGCCCCUGAUGCCCUAUACGGAUGCUGUGAUCCAUGAGAUCCAGAGAUUCUCUGACAUAAUUCCUAUGGGGGUAUCACGACGAGUGACCCGUGAUACUCAAUUCCGGGGAUACACCAUUCCCAAGGGGACUGAAGUGUUCCCCAUGCUUGGGACUGUGCUGAGAGACCCCCGGCAUUUCGCAAGACCAGACGUGUUUGACCCCCAGCACUUUCUGGAUGGGAAUGGGCAGUUCAAGAAGAACGAGGCUUUUAUGCCUUUCUCUAUUGGGAAACGCUACUGCUUUGGAGAGCAGCUGGCCCGGAUGCAACUCUUCCUCUUCUUCACCAGCAUCCUGCAGAACUUCCACAUCAAAUCUCCCACCCCACCUGAAAAGAUUGACGUCUCUCCCAUGCUGGUUGGCUUUGCCACCCUUCCGCGUUUUUAUGAAAUGUGUGCCAUUCCCCUCUCUGGUGAGCAGCACAUUGCCUGUAGAGCUCCACAGACCACCCGCAACCUCCCCAUGGAUCUCCUGGGAGCAGCGGCCCUUUUCCUGGUCAUCUGCCUCUCUUGCCUGACAGUCCUCUCAACAUGGCGGCAGAUGCAUCGCAAAAGCCAGAUGCCACCUGGACCAACUCCGCUCCCCUUCAUCGGGAACCUGCUCCAAGUCAACACAAGUGAUAUGUACCGUUCACUCAUCAAGGUUUCAUGAGAAAUAGGUCCUGUCUACACCAUCCACUUAGGGCCCCGCCGCGUUGUGGUGUUGGGAUACGAUGCAGUGAAGGAGGCCCUGAUGGAUCAGGCCGAAGAGUUCAGAGACCGUGGAGAGCAAGCCACGUUGGACUGGCUUUUCCGGGGUUACGGGGUUGCCUUCUGUAACUGGGAACGGGCCAAACCACUACGCCGAUUCCUCCAUCAUGACGCUGAGGAAUUUUGGGAUGGGAAGAGAUCUGUCGAAGAGCGGAUCCUGGAGGAGAUCCACUUCCUGCUGGAAACCCUGAGGGCAACAAAAAGUGAACCCUUUGACCCCACUUUUGUCCUGAGCCGCUCAGUGUCCAACAUCAUCAGCUCCAUCGCCUUUGGCAACCGCUUUGAAUACGAAGAACGGAGUUUCUCAUCCAUGCUCCGCGCUAUGCUGGAAACCUUCCAGUGUACUUCCACCUCUUGGGCACAGCUCUACGACAUGUUCUCAGGCAUAAUGCAGCACUUCCCUGGCCCACAAGAUAAAACCUUCAAGAAGCUGUUGGGCCUGAAGAAGUUUAUUACAAAGAAGGCAAUAAUGAACAAAGAAACCCUGACCCCAACAAUCCUCGGGAUUUUAUUGAUUUGCUUCCUAGUGAAAAUGCAGCAGGAAAAGGAAAACCCAAACUCAGAGUUCUUCCUAGAAAAUUUGGUUUGUACGACAGCUAACAUCUUCUUUGCUGGAACAGAAACAGUCAGCACCACCUUGCGCUAUGGCAUUCUGCUUCUGCUGAAAUACCCGGAGAUUGAAGAGAAGAUCCACAAAGAGAUUGAACGUGUGAUUGGCCUGAAUCGCAUUCCCAACAUGGAUGACCGUCCCCUGAUGCCCUACACGGAUGCGGUGAUCCACGAGAUCCAGAGAUUUACUGACAUGAUUCCCUUGGGGGUAGCAAGACGUGUGACCCGUGAUACCAAGUUCCGUGGAUACACCAUUCCCAAGGGGACCGAAGUCUUCCCUGUGCUUGGAUCUGUGCUGAGAGACCCCAAAUAUUUUGAAAGACCAGAUGUGUUUGACCCCCAGCAUUUCCUGGAUGAGAACGGGCAGUUCAAGAAGAAUAAGGCUUUUAUGCCAUUCUCCAUCGGGAAACGCUAUUGCUUUGGGGAGCACCUCGCUCGGAUGGAGAUCUUCCUCAUCCUCACCAGCAUCCUGCAGAAGUUCCGCUUCAAAUCUCCCAUCCCACCUGAAAAGAUCAACAUCUCUCCCAUGCUGGUUGGCUUUGCCACCCUUCCGCAUUUCUAUGAAAUGUGUGCCAUUCCCUUCUGAAGGUGGUCAGGUGUCUUGGAGAAGCAGAACCCCAUCGUCACCCACCUUGGCCACCCAAAAGCACACACACACACACAC